AUGUCAAUCUGUAACAAUGUUGAUCAUUUUGCCAAAGGAUAUGUGAAUAAUGUGAGCACAUUUGCACAGCCCAUCAGGCAAUGUUUGACUGAUAGCCUUCUACACAAAUGGAAGCACAGCCAGUUUGGAUGGAUGCUUGCAGGGCAUGCAUGCUUCGGAGAAAAGGCCAAGGUGCUGCCAUGUGGCCACAGCUAUUGCUCUAUUUGUGUUGAUGACUUGGUCAAGGAAUACUCCCUGACAUGCCCCAAGUGCCGUGCCCGGUAUGCUGUCUCCGAUGCAUCUCAGUUCCCCUUUGCUUAUGACCUGGAGGAGGUGCUCAGCAAGAUGAGGAUGAUCCCAACAGUGACAACGACCGCUAAGACCCGACCAAAAUCAGGACGAGGAAUUAGUAGAAAGUUGAAUUCACUACGGGAGGAGCAAGAGAACACCAUACUCAACAGCACGUCUGACUGUGAGGAGACACUAUCCCAGCUCCAUGGAUACAAUAAUGACCUCGGAGAGUGGGUGGCAGACCAUGAGGAGCUCAUCAACAAACUCCUAUAUAUGAUAAACCUGCACAAGAAAGCUCAGCAGCUGUUAGAAAAAGAGCAGGACAGAGUGAUGGAGCUGCACCAGGCAGGUAAGCAGCAACAGCAGGUGCUUAGGAUGGCAGAGGACUCACUCGUUGCGGCCCGGACUGCAAAGGAGGUGGUCACUGCCAUCGACCGGGCCGACCGGUACCAUUUGGCAGCCGAGGAGUGGAUUCAGAAGUGCCAGAGCCUUUUCCCAGAUACUGAUACUGUUCACAUGUCCAUUAAGGUACGGGCAGCCACCAGAGAAGCCCUAGAGCUGAUGAUGCAGGAGGCGAAUCGGGAGCAGACGGGCAGUUCCAUCGUCCCCAAGGAGAUAAAGAUGCUAUCAUGCACAUCCCAGGCGCGUCAACCACGAAAAAGCAGUCAGCGGUAA
Molecule: messenger RNA, 945 nt
Organism: Penaeus vannamei (Pacific white shrimp)
Lineage: Eukaryota; Metazoa; Arthropoda; Malacostraca; Decapoda; Penaeidae
Source: RefSeq, a predicted model, not a curated record